Messenger RNA from Danaus chrysippus (African queen), 1242 nucleotides. NCBI's taxonomy places the organism in Eukaryota, Metazoa, Arthropoda, Insecta, Lepidoptera, Nymphalidae. The record is from the annotation of a GenBank genome assembly.
AUGAUAAUGUUACACGACGCGUGGCCCUCCGCCUGGCCCAAGACCGAGAACUUCGAACUGGACGCUCUGUUCGGAGAGGUGAACAACAACUGUAUCAAAGUGCGGGGGUCGUCCAAUGGGAGCUCCUCGGCGAGGCUGGCGGCUGGUCGUGACUCGUGUGUGUGUUCAGAGGGCGAGGCGGAGUGCGGCGCGGCCGGCGCGGACAGUCCGCCCCCGCCGGCUCUCGGCUACGCCCCCGGCGAGGAGCUGUCUCCGUCCCACUCGCGCAGCUACCAGGAGCUGCGGCCGGCGCCCGCGCACGCUCACCCGCACGCGACACACGCACGCGACAUGCAGGCCUACGCGCACCUCGAGGAGAGCCUGUUCAAGCCGGCGGGGGGCUCCACGGACGGAGCCUACCUCCGCGGCCGCAGCCCCCGGCCCACGCCGUCCCCGGAGCGCCGCGACGACUACCGCGCGCUGCACUACGAGUCGUACGCGGGCGCUCCGCCGCCGCCCCCGCCGCCCUACACGCACGAACACCAUCAUCACGUCGACGGUGGGGGAGGAGGAGGUGGCAGUAACUCGGUGUACUCGCGGUGCUCCUACCCGACCUCCAGCUCGCCCUACUUCAACGGAGACAACAUCGGACAGACGCAGCUGUGGAGCUCCAGCGCCGCGGGUUCCCCUAACUAUGGCGGGGCCGGUGUGAUGGAGGAGUACAGCGAGGCGGGCGAGGCGGAGUCCCCGGGCGCUCUGCCCGCCUUCAGUCGGUUCGCUCCAGCCUUCGCCGCCGUCACUUCGCGGCCGUCCAUCGUGUAUGGAGCCAACACGCUCGCCUCCAACGCCUAUGGACAAUCUGACAUGUGGGGCCUCAACGGUGGACGACGGAACCACCUCUCAGCGGCCGCCAGCCUGUCAGCGAUCGACAUGGCGGAGGUAUUCACGGAGGGCAGAGAGUGCGUGAACUGCGGCGCCAUCGACACGCCGCUGUGGCGACGGGACGGCACCGGCCACUACCUGUGCAACGCGUGCGGGCUCUACACCAAGAUGAACGGCAUGAACCGGCCGCUGAAGCCCCCGCGCGGCGGCUGGUACGUCAGCGGCACGCGGCGCAGGCGCCGGCGCCCGCUCCCGACGUACGCAGGCUCGCCCUCACGACCUCCGCUCGACCGCCCCUCCCCCCCACCAACCACCCUCGCCCUCCCCGCGCCCGCGAGGAAUCCGCGCCCGAGCGUCCGCCUCGCGCGCUCCGUAGCGUGA